CCCAACAUUCCAUGAAAUCAGGAUGGGGGCACAGAUCUUCAGUCAAUCCCGUGGUGAGACUGGUGGGCAGCAGGCCCCGCGUGACAACACCGCUGCUGAGAGAACCUUUGUGUCUCUUGCAGGGUGAGAUGUCAUCGAAGGAGGACUCUCCAGAGCCGGGCACCUCUGCUGCCAGCCCCAGCCAGGAGCCACGGGAUGGCAGCGAGGAGAACCCCUCCUGCCUGGCCUGCCGGGACAUCGACACCAGGUGCUCCAGCUUGUGCUGGCACUGCUUCUGCCGCCUCUGCCUGUGGGAUUGGAGCCUCAGCGACACCGCAUGCCCCCAGUGCCAGCGGCCCAUCCGCCACACGUACCCCCAGCACGUGGCCCUGUACCAUGAGGUGCAGGACCAGGUGUACGACAGCAAGCAGAGGCGGCUCGGCCGCUUGGAGCAAGGCACAGGGAGCUGCUCGGGGCACAGUGGCAGCAGCAGCCACGAUGAGCCCCUGGAGCAGGGCCGAAGGAGGUCCUUGAGGUGGCACCGUGAGGGCCACCAGUGGUCUCAGCACGCCCAAGGGAGCAGCUUCUUGAGAAGGAGGAGGCGUCGGCGGAGAAGGAGGAGGCGUCAGUGGAGAAGGGAUCAGGACAAUGUGCCCGGCGAGGGACGAGCCCCAGGGUCUGAACGGGACACCUCAGACUCCUCGUGGGGGAGGCGAUCCCAGGGCAGGUCCCACACGCCAUGGGGCCGAGAUCAGCAGGGACAGGCACGGGGCCACCGCAGCAGACAGAGGUGGAGAGGCAGGAACAGGGAGCGUUCCCACGGCUGGAACAGGCAAUGGAGCAGGUCCCGCAGGCGACGCCGGGACACCCAGACAUCGUCCUCAGGAACGGAGCCCCACAGUGACUCCUCGAGGCAGAGGCACUGGAGGAGCAGGAAUGCUGGUGAGCGACGAGCUCCAAGGCACCAACAGCACAUCCCAGACUCCUAAGGGAGGAACCGGUACCGGUGCAGGACCCAGAGCCAUGCAGGGCACAGGACCCAGUAGCCCACCCUCCCAAGAGGGGAAAGGCCACACUCAGUCCUGGCACAGGACAGCCCAGAGUGUCCAGCCAGCCUUCUGUGAUCUCCCAGCAUGGAGCCACCAGAUCCCCUCUGGGCAUCCUGUUCUGGGGUUUGAGUCCCUCUGAAUAAACAAAUGUCACUUUA
This is a messenger RNA of Chiroxiphia lanceolata (lance-tailed manakin), 1186 nucleotides long. RefSeq lists its product as uncharacterized. The coding region runs from base 12 to 968 and encodes 318 amino acids. The record is from RefSeq and is a predicted model, not a curated record. NCBI's taxonomy places the organism in Eukaryota, Metazoa, Chordata, Aves, Passeriformes, Pipridae. The transcript is spliced from 2 exons.